This is a messenger RNA of Durusdinium trenchii, 519 nucleotides long. Lineage: Eukaryota; Dinophyceae; Suessiales; Symbiodiniaceae. The record is from the annotation of a GenBank genome assembly.
GCCAAUGUUGGAAAGGCUUGUGUCAAGCUUGCAGACCUUCUCGCACAAUCCUGUGCAGUGUCCCUCUGAUCGCUGCAUGGAGUUGGUAUCUGACUUCAAGGAGGUCCAGGCUGGUAUGCGGCGACAUGAAGUACAACUGGCCGAAGAAGCAUUGCGGAAGUUUCUUUGGGCAAAGGCUGACCACUUUCUCCAAAUGGAAGAGUCAGACAUCAAAGAUGUUGUCAGGUCAAAAGACGUCCAGCCUGUGUUGCAAGGGCUUGAAAUCUUCAAGAGCAACCCGCAAGAAUUUGAGCUUGCUGGCAACCUUCGUUCAUGGAUGACGAAACUGGCCGGGUCAAUGGCAGCCGCAGAUCUGAUGGACUUUGCUGUGGAGUCCGAGAAAAGUGAGGUGGCUGACCUUGAUGCCCUUGGGACGCUUCUGGCCAAAUGUCCACGCCUUCGAAUUCCCUCUGAGGAUUUGGCCAGCGUGGUGAAAGUUGCCUCAUUGACUGGCAUUGGCAGCAGCCUCUGCAGCCGUAG